AUGUCAAAAUACGAGCCCCUUCUCGAGUAUCUCUUCCUCCACUUUGACGAGGACAUCAUCAUCCCCGGUUGCACCGACCAGCUUUGGGAUGCUAGCUCGCUCACCAUCCACCUGUUGCGCCUUGUCAAUGGGCCACCAUCUGCUGCGCAUCUGCUGAAGGCUCUGCCUGCUUUAGAUUUCCUCACCCGUAUGGCGCUUGCCGGUGCGCUCGAGCAGCAGCCCAACAUGUCCAUGCGACGCACCACCGGCGAUAGCACCGUCGGUCCGGACCAGGAGCCUGCAGUGCCCAUCGCCGCGGCUCCAGCUAUUCCAGCUGAAAGCCAGUACGCAUCAAAGUCACCCUGA
This is a messenger RNA of Moesziomyces aphidis, 345 nucleotides long. Lineage: Eukaryota; Fungi; Basidiomycota; Ustilaginomycetes; Ustilaginales; Ustilaginaceae. The record is from the annotation of a GenBank genome assembly.